This is a messenger RNA of Fusarium subglutinans, 2721 nucleotides long. RefSeq names its product transport sec39. The record is from RefSeq and is a predicted model, not a curated record. The coding region runs from base 1 to 2721 and encodes 906 amino acids. NCBI's taxonomy places the organism in Eukaryota, Fungi, Ascomycota, Sordariomycetes, Hypocreales, Nectriaceae. The transcript is spliced from 3 exons. Gene Ontology annotation, biological process: retrograde vesicle-mediated transport, Golgi to endoplasmic reticulum.
AUGGCGGCUCAUGUCACGUUGGGUCCUGCGAAGCUGGUGCUCUUGGCUGUACACCUCGCAACCAUCGCCGACAUUGAUAGUUUGACCUAUCUCAUUGGUCAGCAUGCAGUAAUACUACGGCCAGAGCUGGUACUCCGAAUCAUUCUCACAUAUCUUCCCGAAACCCUCAGUCCGGCAGUAUAUGUACCUCUCAUACAAUCCAUAGCCAGCGGCGAAUCGCCAUCACAGACAAAUUCAGACUACCACCUCGACACUUCUUCUGUUCGGAGUAUAACAGAAGAGCAGGCUUCAAGAAAAGUCAAGAAACUUCAUCUUCUCUCUCUCAAAAAUACUGAUGUACCUCUCACUCUCGCUCACGAGGCCGAUCCAUUCACCUCUUUCUUACUUUUGAGGGCUUACAGAAUGGACGAAGAAGCGGGCAUGUUACCCCAAGUUCCUGACCUGGUAUCCCCAUUUCUGCAGCAAUCGCAAGAACUUCACACGUGGAUGAUUUCAACGGUACUCCCUCUAGUCAGACGAAACUACGAGUAUUAUCCACAAAGGCCUAUACGGUAUUCGCUGCUUGAGUUCCAGAAUCUACCUGCCAGGAUGGCCAUCGAUUAUCUACUCGCUGAGACAGGUGCCGUCGAUGAUGAGUUUAACCUAGCUGGCCGUGAUCUGAGUGGGCUUGUUGGGCCUUGGCUCCAUGACGAAUCGAGGUGGAAACGCGAGGCCUUUGACCAAGAUGUAUCAAAUGAGACGGAUGCAGCGUCUGAGUUAUCAUGUCCUGGUUGGGAGCAGGCCCUCGAAUGGCUCGCCUCUAAAGCGGCAACAUCCUGGCCAGUCGCCCUCAAAGCCAUUGAAUCCUGGGAUGGGCCAUCGGAUAUAGACCUGGGAAAUGAUGCCGGGUCGUGGCUUCAGGAAAACCAACAGCAGUAUCUCGACCGCUCUUAUGCCAGAGCCGUCUUAGCUUCUGCAUAUCUUAUCUCUGAUGCAGACGCGGGGGCUCUGGAGGCAGCCUUCAGAAUUUGCAAUAAGAUUCGGUCCCUCUUGGACGAAGACUCUGAUAUAACACUCCAAUCAGCAGUAGAAAAUCUUACCUCCGUUCCGCCUUUCGAUAUGGAUGCAUUUGGCGGAGCCAAAGCUGCGACAUACCUACGUAACGACCUAUUACAAAGCUCAAAUCCUAUUACGACCCCCAAGGAGGAAUCUCUUGAUCUUCUCCCUGCUCUCAUCCAAAGCGCUUAUCUUCUUACACACUCAGGCGCCCCCUGCACAGUUCGUAAAGCUGGGGAUCUAGCGUUUAUUCAGGAUCAGCAGGAACAAAAAUCGCAAAUUAGCCGGCUUAUACGAAACCUCCCAACUCGUGCAUCUGAAGACGACGGUUUCUGGAUCCGGGCACGAAAAGAGAUACUGUGGCUGCACGGUUGGGGCAACAGCCCGAAGGCCACCGGAGACGAAACUUUGCAGGGCAUAUUUGGCAAUGUGACCCUGGAGUUCAUUGAGACAGAGCUUCUGAAAGCGAUGCUUUCGCACUCACGAUACAACCUAGCAAGAACCCUUUACGAUCAAGAAGGGCCAGAUGCGCCUCUGUCGGUAUCUGCCGUGCUAAACACGGCACAAAACGCAGCUCUUGGGGCGUUUGACAAUGCUUCAAAUCCAAACCGAAAUAGAGGGGGAUUGAAAAGAUGCGACGAAAUAAAACGCAUCGAAGCAUUGUUGAAGGCUACUCAUGCCUUGAGCGACUAUCGCCUGGUACUCAAACAAGGCGAACCUUUCAGUCCUGUUGUACUUCGAGUGCACUCUGAUCCGGUCUCGAUUAUCGAGAAAGUUCUAGAACAAAAUCCCAAAGCGUACACACGUUUGCAAGAGUUUGAGGAACUAGGAAACAACAUGAUCCAUGCGAAUUUGCCAAUUUGCGUGAGGCCAGGAAAACAGCAGCCGAUAGCAGAGGAUCAAGACACGGCCAAAUCAUUGGUCACAAAACGAAUCGUCGCCAUGUGCAUCGAAGCUGCUUUGCGCGAAGACGACUUCGAAACUGCAUACUCUUACGUGGUAACCCGUCUUGGUGCCGAUGAGAACGUACAUAAGUCACAGCCUGCAGGUAUAUCUGACGAAUGGUCAUGGAAGGCAGCGCUUGACGCUGGUAAGUAUGUCCGCACGGAGAGAUCCCAGAAGCCAACGCAUCUCGGAACGGCAAGUGGAAAUCCCGAGAUACGUCAUCUCGAGCAGCGGAUUGAGUGCCUAGCAACUUCUCUACGGAUAGCACCCCCGUCUCAGCUUCAGGAAGUAUUAAAGACCUUCCGUCGUUGUGAAGAGCAGUUAGAUGCUGCAAUCAAGGAGGAGGCUGUUCGAGAAGCUGCCUGGGAUACCGCAGGUGACCUUUCGGGUCUCCCUGGCUCGUUCGAUACACCAGGCCCAGAUAAGGCUUAUCCACCCCGCAACAUAUCUGCCAGCGCGACAGCUCGUCAAGCCGAGGAAGCACCAAUGUCUCUCUUCGAUCUUUCCAGAGCGACAGCCAGGGUCGCGUCCAGGAACCUGACUGUGUUGUCAAGCUUGCAGGGUUCUUUUACAUCGGAUAAGACGAAUGCAGAGUCCGAGUCCUCUGAGUUCGAGUCGCAUGAGCAGAACAGAACAAGGAAGAGGGAUCAGCUAAGAGAGGCUGCGACUGGUACACUGGUAUCUGGCGUGGGGUGGCUGCUUGGAGCAAAUCCGAAUCGACCUACAAGUGGCCAGCAGUAA